Molecule: messenger RNA, 627 nt
Organism: Bipolaris maydis ATCC 48331
Lineage: Eukaryota; Fungi; Ascomycota; Dothideomycetes; Pleosporales; Pleosporaceae
Source: RefSeq, a predicted model, not a curated record
UUGACAAAUAGAAGGGGUAUUGUUGACUAUCUGAACUUCUACGGCCCCUACUGGCAUCUGGAUGCGUCUGCAGGCACCUUGUGCUUCAGCCUCGCCAUACAAAAAACAGGAGGAAAAACAAAAGCUGAGAGUUACGAGGGGCAUCAAAGCACGCUCCAGUCGUGGGGAUGAAUAGACCUUGCCUGUUCCCGCCAGCAAUGCAGAACCAAGAAAAGAAUAACACAAAACGUACAAAGGAAAUGGUACUGAUAGUAGAUACUACAAGACCUCAAAGAGGCCAGGCGUCGCAUAUGCUGAAAAAAAGGGGGGUAUGUGCCAAUAUUACUGUGGAUUUUCGUGGCUCUUCAAGCCAAAGGGACGCCGUUGUGCGCCGGUCCUCCUGUUUUUUUGCGCGCAAAAGCCGAAGUAGUGCGCGCCAGCCUAGUGUCAAUGACUGGAAAUGAUGUGGUCGAGACGCAUCGCCACAGAACAUGAGCGUGCGGUGGUGGAAAAAUGGGGCGUGCAAUUGUGACACUCUAGCACGGUCUUGCACGGCAGCUUGUACAGCCGUCGCGCACUGAGCCGCUUUUUAUGCAGAUUAAAAGCUGAUUACAAGGUACAGAGUGGAAUAGGUAGGGGUGUUGCUUC